Molecule: messenger RNA, 723 nt
Organism: Spodoptera litura
Lineage: Eukaryota; Metazoa; Arthropoda; Insecta; Lepidoptera; Noctuidae
Biological process (GO): positive regulation of transcription by RNA polymerase II
Cellular component (GO): nucleus
Molecular function (GO): RNA polymerase II cis-regulatory region sequence-specific DNA binding; DNA-binding transcription factor activity, RNA polymerase II-specific
Source: RefSeq, a predicted model, not a curated record
CAGAACUUAGGUACUUAAUUCAUUUAGUAUAACUAAAAUCAGUGCUACAAAAUACGGAAAACCUAGAGUUUAGCAUCUUGGAAAGACCCGUCACCGUUCAACAACAAAAAAUAACUACCAAACAAGAAACAACAUUCUUUAAAAAAUCACUAAUGGAUUAUCUAAAAUCCAACUUUACCACACAGCCCGAAGAAGCUUUAAAGUACCCAGAUAGUAUCCAACCCUUGCAUUACCAGCCCAUCUUCGAGCAGGAAGUCAAUAGCUCACCAGGCGAGCUCAUCCACCCUGGCUAUCUACCUUUCUUUUAUGACUAUAGAGCAGUUGAUAGGGGGUUGUGCGAGGCCAGGGAAGCCUGUGACUGGGAGUGGGGAGAUUGGGAGAGCCAUAUUGUGGUGAAGGAGGAAAGUGAGGAGCAGGGAAGGGCGUUUGUAGAAGGUACCCAAUCUCCAGCAGGCAGUCGCAAAGAGCGGACUGCGUUCACGAAGGCUCAGAUUCGAAGCUUGGAAGCAGAAUUUACACGAGCCAACUAUCUGACACGACUGCGCCGGUAUGAGAUAGCGGUCGCAUUGCAUUUAACAGAAAGACAGGUUAAAGUAUGGUUUCAGAACAGAAGAAUGAAGUGGAAGCGGACGAAGGGCGCCAGCAAACAUCAAAAGAAGAAGGAUGCUAAUAGUACUAAUUAAUUUUCAAGUAUUUUAGGUCAUAGAAAAUUAGUUUUACGUG